AUGGGCACGCGCGUCUUCGAGGCCAGCGGCGACGUCAGCUGGGGGACGCACACGGCCCGCUGGGCAACAUUCCACAACCUGGACGCACGCCUGAUCAGCAUCCUUCUGCCCACACCGGAUUUCGGCCCCCUGAUGAACUUUGUGGGGCUGCCAACAGCCGACAUGGCCGACCCCAAGGGCCAAGCCUGGUGGGUCGAGCUGAUGAGCAACCCCUACCCACAGAACCUGUACUUCGGCUUCAAAGCAACGAAGCCCAAGCGGGUGCCCGCGUGA
Molecule: messenger RNA, 273 nt
Organism: Monoraphidium neglectum
Lineage: Eukaryota; Viridiplantae; Chlorophyta; Chlorophyceae; Sphaeropleales; Selenastraceae
Exons: 3
Coding region: 1-273 (90 amino acids)
Source: RefSeq, a predicted model, not a curated record